AAUAUCUUUUUAUGGAACGGCACCAUUCAUUUUGUGUGGUCUUGGUCUAUCUCUCUUUUAUAGAUUAUCUCUUCACUUCCAUCGUUCUAAUCUAUCGCUUAUUUGUCCAAAAUCCUAAGCUUUGCGAUACCAAAACGUCAGGCUUUUCAGUUCACCAAACAGAUUCCUGCUGCAGCAGGCCGUCUUUCUCUCUGGUAAAUUCGUGUAAAUGCUGAUUCGUGCUAUCCAGCUCUACUUCUCCUAAUUUCCAUCUUUGUGUCGUCUUAAAAUUCAAUGAGAUUGCUUCGCUCUAGAAAUGGCUUCUGCUUCUUCCUUGUCAGUAUCCUUGGAAUGCGUAAACAUAUGUAAAUUAUCGAAAGGAGAUGGCAGCGGCAGAUAUGACUGUAGCGUGCUCUCUUGUGCGUGGAAAGCUCCUCGAAUCUUGACGGGGUUUCUUGCCAGCACUGCGCAUCCUCCUCAGUCUUCGUCAUUCUUAUCUGGGCGAAACGGAAGAAGGAAUCAGUUCAAAUCUAAAUGUGAAGUCUUUGAUAUAGGAAGCUGUCAUUCAAUUGAAGCUUUUGGAUCUUCACUGCUUGGGAGACUCAUUAAAUCUGGAAUGCUUCAUGUUGCUGGUCAAAGAUGGCAAUUUUUUUGUUCUUCGUCCUUUUCCUCGGGUGCCUUCAAUGAGUUUUCUGCUGAAACACUGUGGGAGGUUCUUAGGCCUACCAUUUCAUACCUUUCACCAAAAGAAUUGGAACUGGUCCAGAAUGCUCUCAAGCUGGCUUUUGAGGCUCAUGAUGGUCAGAAAAGACGCAGUGGAGAGCCAUUCAUCAUACAUCCAGUUGAAGUUGCACGCAUUCUAGGAGAACUUGAAUUGGAUUGGGAGUCAAUUGCUGCUGGAUUGCUGCAUGAUACUGUUGAAGAUACAAAUGUUGUUACUUUUGAGAGAAUAGAGGAGGAAUUUGGUCCCACUGUACGCCGCAUUGUAGAAGGAGAGACUAAGGUAUCCAAAUUGGGAAAAUUAAAGUGUAAGAAUGAAAGUGAUUCAGUAAAAGAUGUAAAAGCUGAUGACCUACGGCAGAUGUUUCUUGCCAUGACAGAGGAGGUGCGUGUAAUUAUUGUCAAAUUAGCUGACAGGUUACAUAACAUGCGCACUCUUUCACAUAUGCCUCCACAUAAGCAGUCCAGCAUUGCAAUGGAAACACUUCAGGUCUUUGCUCCUCUUGCAAAACUGUUAGGAAUGUAUCAAAUCAAGUCUGAGCUUGAAAAUCUGUCGUUUAUGUACACAAACCCUGAGGAUUAUGCUAAGGUCAGGAGGAGGGUUUCAGACCUCUAUAAAGACCAUGAGAAGGAGCUUGUGGAGGCAAAUAAAAUUUUGAAGAAAAAGAUUGAGGAUGAUCAAUUCCUAGACCUUAUGACUGUGAACGCUGAAGUUCGCUCUGCAUGUAAGGAGCCUUAUAGUAUUUACAAAGCGGUGCUUAAAUCUAAAGGUUCGAUCAGUGAGGUUAACCAAAUUGCACAGCUGCGAAUUGUUAUAAAGCCAAAGCCAUGUGUUGGAGUUGGGCCUCUGUGCACACCACAGCAGAUAUGCUACCAUGUUCUUGGCUUAGUCCACGGAAUCUGGAACCCUAUUCCUAGAGCUAUGAAGGACUAUAUUGCAACCCCAAAGCCUAAUGGUUAUCAAAGUCUUCAUACGACUGUAAUUCCAUUUCUGUAUGAGAGCAUGUUCCGACUGGAGGUUCAGAUUAGAACUGAAGAGAUGAAUCUUAUAGCUGAAAGAGGCAUUGCUGCUCAUUAUAGUGGGAGAGUAUUUGUUACAGGUUUAGUUGGACAUGCAAUGCCUAAUGGUAGAAGUUCAAGAGGAAAGACAGUCUGUCUUAACAAUGCAAACAUUGCGCUCAGGAUUGGCUGGCUUAACGCAAUUAGAGAAUGGCAAGAGGAGUUUGUUGGCAAUAUGAGCUCCAGAGAAUUUGUAGAAACCAUCACUAGGGAUCUUUUAGGAAGCCGUGUCUUUGUGUUUACAUCGAGGGGAGAGAUUAAAAAUUUGCCAAAAGGUGCAACUGUGAUCGACUAUGCUUAUAUGAUACACACUGAAAUUGGCAACAAGAUGGUGGCUGCAAAGGUCAAUGGUAAUCUUGUUUCUCCAAUGCAUGUACUUGCCAAUGCAGAAGUCGUGGAGAUAAUCACCUAUGAUGCACUCUCUAGCAAAUCAGCUUUUCAGAGGCAUAAACAAUGGCUGCAACAUGCAAAAACACAUAGUGCCAGACACAAAAUUAUGAAAUUCCUAAGGGAGCAAGCUACAUUAUCUGCUGCUGAAAUAACAGCAGAUACAUUAAAUGACUUUAUAGCUGAUUCUGAAGAGGAGAGUGAAGUAGAAGAACUCCCAGGUAAUACUGAAUGGAAUAGAACUUUGUGGGAGAAAAUCUUUAGGAAGGUUGUGGGGAAGUCAUCUCAAGGAGAAUGUUCGGAAGAUCUGCUCAUGCCUUCUAACAAUGGAAGUGUUUGGGUCCCCAAGGUCAAUGGGAAACAUAAUAAGCAUUUGCAACAGGUAAGUAUGGAGGCCAAGGGAGAGUUAUUAUCACAGGGAAACGAUGUUGCCAAAUUGAUAGAGUUAAACAUUCCAAUGCACAAGGAAGUCUUGCCUGGUUUAGAAAGUUGGCAUGCCAGCAAGGUUGCCUCUUGGCACAGUCUGGAAGGACACUCAAUCCAGUGGUUUUGUGUUGUAUGCAUAAAUCGAAGAGGCAUGAUGGCUGAUGUUACAUCAGCAUUGGCAGCUGUAGGCAUAGCUAUAUGUUCCUGUGUGGCUGAAAUUGAUAGAGGAAGGGGGAUGGCUGUGAUGUUGUUUCAUAUUGAAGGGAACCUUGAUAAUUUGGUUAAGGUGUGCUCGAGUGUGGAUCUGAUUUUGGGUGUUUUGGGAUGGUCUACGGGUUGCAGCUGGACAAGCUCAAUGGAAAACCCCCAAUUUCUUGAAUGCUAAUUAAUCAGUUGACACAAUGAGCCCAAUGUAGUUCACCCAGCUGUUGCAGGCUUGGGUAAGAAGUUUUGCCCGUUCAGGAAACCGAUAUUCUGGUGUUCUUACAUUUUGGAUAAUUAGCUCAAUAUUUUUAACUAUUUGUUCAACAACCAUAACAAAAUAAACCAGCAGCGGAAAAUUGAGCCAAUUCUGUCUCUGGAAAUUCAGGGCAUUGUAUAUAGAGAAAAAAGAGUGAUAGUGUAUACACAUGUGAAAAUACUUGUGAAGAGAGGAUGGGGAAACACUUAUACAAAAGGGUUGUAAGAAUCCUUUCCAUAUGGAUAUUCUUUACGUUCUUUUUAUCAUCUACUUUUUUUUCUUUCA
This is a messenger RNA of Hevea brasiliensis (rubber tree), 3316 nucleotides long. RefSeq names its product putative GTP diphosphokinase RSH1, chloroplastic. Bases 296 to 2956 code for a protein of 886 amino acids. Gene Ontology annotation, biological process: guanosine tetraphosphate metabolic process. The transcript has 24 exons. Lineage: Eukaryota; Viridiplantae; Streptophyta; Magnoliopsida; Malpighiales; Euphorbiaceae. The record is from RefSeq and is a predicted model, not a curated record.